AUGUCCAGUGCGGUGACGUACCUGCGCGACCAGGUGUCCGUGGCCAGCUGGUUUCAGCGGACAGACUCGCAAUUCCUCCGCGUCGACUGGAAAUGGGUCGCCAGGCACACCCUCAUCGAAAACCCAUUCGCACGCCCCCGAACUCCCUGGGUACGUCAGCUCUGCACUGAACUGCCGUCUCAGAAACGCCCGUGCCGUCGUCAGGACCAAAUAAAGGCUGAACGUUCCGCUGUUGAAAACGUCCUGAGGAUCGAGGAGGUGAGCUACUCGAGACAAUACCGACAGGGAAUGAUCCAGAAAAGCACCAUGAUGACUCUACUGGCUGCACUUCAAUACCGAUUCGACAAGAAAAUAUAUUUGGACUACGACAUGAUCGAACGCCUAAUUAAAAUUCCGGAUUGGGUCAAGUGGAUGAAGGAGGGCCUUUCGGUGUCGAACUUCGGCGAGGACAUGAUGAACGACAUGGAGCUGCUGCAGAGCGACCUAGAGAAGAACCUACAGGACCUCGCCAUCGAUCUGUUCGAGCACCAGUUCUACGAGCUCGUCAUCACUAGCACGACGCUCGCCUUCCUCGCUUUGCUCACGGGCACGCUGCUCAACACUAGGGCCCCCAACUUCACUCGCUUCGAGCGCAUCCUCGUUCUGGAGGGAACUUACAUCGGGCUCUUCACCGCCGAGAUCGCUUUCAUGAUAACAGCGUAUGGACACCGCUUCGUCCGCCUGGAUAACUACAACAAGCUGGACCUGGUCCUCUUGACCACCUGCGCCACCCAAUUCAUCACGCAACUCACCAUGCAUAUCACGCAACUUGAUUUUACGUUCCAAACCAUGAUGACCUGCUUCUUCAUCUUCGCCAUGUCCGUCAGGCUCGUUCAUUUGGUCAAGUACGUCCAGCUGCUCAAGGACGCAGUGGUGUACAUGAUGCACCGCUUUCUGGACAUGCUCAUCUACUCGGCCUACGAGACGAGCCUGGCCAUCAUCGUGGCCGAAGAAGAGGUGCAGCAGAACCUCUGGAAGUAUGUGGCCUCGCCCGACCUGGCUCUGGAGGCCCGCAGUCGGGCAGCCAACAACCGGCUCAUGGUGCUGCGCAACCUGGUCGAGAUUCAGUCCCGCUUCCCGGGCAUCGCCGUAGCCUUCAAAAGCCGCCAGGCCGGACGGACCAUCCUGAACGACAUGUGCGCCUACCUGGACGAGAUGCAGCGCGACGGCAUAUUCGGCGAGGAGCAGCACCGCGAAUUGUACGAGGCAGUCAAGAUCAACACGCUGAGCAUUAUCUGCGCGCCCAACAGCCUGCCAGCCAGCUACAUGCCCAUAGCGGUGCUGCGUGUCAUCCCCUGGAUCGACUCCGACAGUGUGCGACAGUUCCUCGCGAUGCAGCUUCGCCCGGUGACCUUCCCGGCGGAAGAAGUUAUUGUGGAAAGGGGUUGCGAGAGUCCCAUUAUAAUCACCUACUCCGGAAUAGUCAAGGUGGAGGGCGUCGUAGAACCCCGAAACGACGGGGCGCUACCCAACGCGUCGUCGUCGCUCUUCUUCUUCAGCGACGAAUACUUCGAGGACUACCUCGGGGCCCCCUUCACCCUUGGCACGUUGGGCUUGGUGAGCGACGAGCCCACGGCCACUCGCGUCUCCUCCGAGACCACCGUCAGCGCAUACGUUAUCCCCAGGAGACGCGUCAUGGAGGCGAUCGAAAUCUUUAUCAGCCCCCCGAGCUUCCUGUACCAAAUCUGGCACUUCAUUGCCAAUAUAUUUGGCGUUCUUAUUCUUCAAACGCAACCAAAAUACCAGACGUGGCCCCUGGACAAGAUCAAGCUGCGCCUCAGUUCCUUGCUUCUGCCGGACCUGUCGGCAGCGCACGAUUUUCAUCGAAGCCCCGAUAUCGAGGACAUUGUGCUCGUGCAAGGCUCACUCGUGGACGUCAACAGCGGCGACCUGUACGUUGCGCCGGCCUACAUCCCGCGCAGUGUCAAGAGGUUCAUUUUUCCGGGCGACUUUUCGAGUCGUCCGAGGCCCGUUGUCAUCGUGGUGGCAAACAAGCACUACAGUCUUCCGCUCGAGUUUGACUGGCUCAAAAAAAUGCCCACGGAGGAGGAACGGCUGGCCGAGGUUGAAGCCAGUAAACAGACGUGGGUGACGGCCGGGCACACUGCCUCGACGGUGUGGGUGGACAGCACUGUGACCUCGUCCCACGACGCCUUCAUGCGAGGUCUCACAACGGGCCUGAAACAGCCGUCGGGGAAGGGCCAGCGCCUCAUCGUUACGCAUAUCGGCAGCGAAGAUGGAUUUGUCCCUGGGUGCCUGGACGUCUUCCGCGGCAAAAAAACCGGCGACUACCACGAGGAAAUGGAGGGCCCUCGGUUCGAAAAGUGGUUCGACGAUGUCCUCCAAAAACUGCCGAGGGGCGUGUCAUCGUAA
Ixodes scapularis (black-legged tick) is the source of this 2412-nucleotide messenger RNA. RefSeq lists its product as uncharacterized. The record is from RefSeq and is a predicted model, not a curated record. The transcript has 14 exons. The coding region runs from base 1 to 2412 and encodes 803 amino acids. Lineage: Eukaryota; Metazoa; Arthropoda; Arachnida; Ixodida; Ixodidae.